Molecule: messenger RNA, 1104 nt
Organism: Acytostelium subglobosum LB1
Lineage: Eukaryota; Evosea; Eumycetozoa; Acytosteliales; Acytosteliaceae
Exons: 2
Coding region: 1-1104 (367 amino acids)
Biological process (GO): regulation of signal transduction
Molecular function (GO): protein phosphatase inhibitor activity
Source: RefSeq, a predicted model, not a curated record
AUGUCAAACAUAAACAAGACAAAGAAUACAAGUAGUCAGGACCAUGAGGGCGAUACAAAUAUGAAUGAACAGAAUGAACAAGAACAACAUGAUAGUCAACAAGACAACAGUAGUAGUGAUCUGGAUGAAGAUUUAUAUAGAAUAGAUGGAGAGGAUGUAGAUGAUGACGACGACGACGAUGAUGAUACAUUCUAUCGAACUACAUCAACAACCUCAACAACAUCUUCUUCAUCAUCUUCUUCUUCAAGGCCUACAAAGAAAGGAACUAAACCAACAAUAACGAGUAAUAAGAGCAACAAGAGUCAGACAGGUGGCAGCGGAAGAUAUAGAGAUGAUGUUGAUGAUAAGGUUACAUUCAAGAUCAUACCCUACGCCACGCUGGCCUCAAAAUCACCGAGCAAGAGCAUACUGAAGAACAAGAAGGAGACAUCACUAAAGAGAAAGAUCGUAUGGGAUGAGGAGAACUUGACCAUCAAUGAGAUGCAAAAGUCAUCAACGAUGAAGAUAGAUGAGCCAAAGACUCCUUAUCAUUAUUAUGAAUCAGAGGAGGAGACUGAUGACUCAAAGAAGUAUCUAGAGCAGAGGUUUAUGGAGCUAGAGAGUGCUCUUCAUAAACAUAACACAAAGAGUGAAUGGGAUGAGUCAGACGAUGACGAUGAUGUCGAUGGUCAAGAUGAUGAUGAGCCCAAAAAGGUUGGAAAGAGAGUUGCUGUCAGUGGCGGUGACGAUGAAGAGGACGACGAAGACGACGAUGAAGACAAUGGAGAAGAGUCAAAAGAGAGAAGACAGAAGUUUGACAAGAUUAGAAAGGCUCACUAUAAUGAGUUCUUGGAGCUACGAAGAAUGAAGCACCAUUUGGACGAUGAGCCGGAAGAAGGCGAGGACACGGGUGCAUCAGCUGCAGCCGUAACACAAUCAGACGCGACAACAUCCACCACAAAGGCCACCACCGAUACCCUUAGUAACAACAGCAACAGCAGCAGCAGUAGUAGUCGAAAGACUACUGAUACGAAUGUUGAUGGCUCACAACCAAAGAAGAGCGCGAUGUCCACAUCCACAACAACGAAGCGACCGGCAAGACCAAAGAAAAAGGUUGUAAUAUAG